AUGAUGCAUCCUCAAGUCUUCCUCUUAAGCCUCAUACUCCUUCUUCCAGGCUCUGUGGAAACUUACAAAGUAGUGAAGGGGAUGGUGGGUCACCCUGCCACACUUCCAUGUACUUACUCAACAGUUCAUGGAGUCACAACCACAUGUUGGGGCAGAGGGGAAUGUCAACAUUUUUAUUGUGCAAGAACCCUUAUCUGGACCAAUGGACACCGUGUCACCUAUCAGAGCAGCAACCGAUACCAGCUAAAGGGGAACAUGUUGGAAGGAAAUGUGUCCUUGACAAUAGAAAACCCUGUUCAGAGUGACAGUGGUCCCUAUUGCUGUAUAGUGGAGAUUCCUGGAUCUUUCAGUUAUGAGACCAUUUCGUUCGAAGUUAUGCCAGAAAUUCUCACAAGUCAUCCAACAAGACCCACAACUACAACAAGACCCAUGACUAUUUUAACAAGACCCCCAACUACUACAAGACCCCCGACUUUUUCAACAAGACCCACACAUGGACCAACAUCAACCAGAGUCUCUACCUCUACUCCUCCAACACUAGCUUACACGCAGACUGAACCAGAAACCACUACAUUUACUCCAUAUGAGACGACAGCUGAGGUGACAGAAACUCGAUCCUAUAUCCCUACAGAUUGGAAUAACACUGUGACAUCCACAGAUGACUCUUGGAAUUAUAGCACUGAAGUGAUCCCUAUGCCAAAGUCAAAGAGGAACAUGACUAAGUGCUUCUAUGUUGGCAUCUCCAUUGCUGCUCUGGUGCUGCUGCUGCUGCUUCUGAGCACCGUGGCUAUCACCAGGCACGUGCUUAUGAAAAAGAAGUCGAGGUCUCUAAGUUUGGUUGCCUUCCCUGCUGCUAAGAUUGGAGCUUUGCUGAGCACAGUGGUCGUGCCAGCCAGAGGGGAAGCCAGGAUCUACAUUAUUGAAGACAGUCGAUACCUGGAGGAAUGAGUCGCAGUGGCCUUCUGAGGGGCCUUCUGCCUUAGACCACAGAGACUGUAACAGCAUCGCACUGUUACAGCUCCAGUGCAAUUUGCUGUGUCGGUUCUGCCAGCUAGAGUGGAGAGGGUGACACUGAGCUGUGUGUACUCAAAAAACUCAAGGCUCACAUCAUCCUAAGUCAACACUGCCUCAGCCCCCUGGGGUGCUGGAUCUUUGUCCACAUUCCCAGUGCUGUUCUACAGAGUUCUGGGAAAUGAGUAUGUGUCUAACUGUUCUUUUUUGCCUGCUUGCUGGCUGGCUGGCUUUUGUAAAGUCUGAUUGUGGAAAGUUGCCUUCUGGGUUUGCCAAAUGUGGCUUCCCUCGUGUGCUCUAAAAAUGAUCGUGUUUGCCCGGCACAGUGAUGCACACCUGUAAUCCCAGCACUCUGUGAGUUUGAGACCAGCCUGGUCUACAGAGUGAGUUCAGGACAGCCAAGGCUACAGAGAAAUCCUGUCUUUAAAAACAAACAAACAAACAAACAAACAAACAAACAAAACAAACAAACAAACAAAUAAAUAAAUAAAAAUGAUUGUGUUUGA
Messenger RNA from Psammomys obesus (fat sand rat), 1517 nucleotides. Its product is annotated as hepatitis A virus cellular receptor 1 homolog. Gene Ontology annotation, biological process: positive regulation of mast cell activation; phagocytosis, engulfment. The record is from RefSeq and is a predicted model, not a curated record. Gene Ontology annotation, cellular component: cell surface. Bases 1 to 948 code for a protein of 315 amino acids. The transcript has 8 exons. NCBI's taxonomy places the organism in Eukaryota, Metazoa, Chordata, Mammalia, Rodentia, Muridae. Gene Ontology annotation, molecular function: virus receptor activity; phosphatidylserine binding.